UAUAGUGAAUGUGGGAAAGCUCGUAACCAGUCCUCCAGUGUUGGUGAUCAUCAGAGAAUUGAUAAGGGAAAAAGCCCAUUCACAUCUAAUAAACCAGGGACCAUAUUUAGUCAGCCAUCAAGCCUAAACAUCAAUGAGAUAAUCCCUUUGGGAAAAGAAACUACAUUUUUAAGGAAUGUGGUAAAUCGUUUGACUGCCACUCACCACUAUCAACAUCAGUGAAUGCAUACUGGAGAAAAAGUAUAUAAAUGUGAAGAAGGCAAUCAAAGCUUUAAGGACUGUUCAUCCGUAAAUGGACAUUCGCAGAUCUGUUCUGGAGAGAAACCCUGCAAAUGUCAAGAAUGUGGCAAGGCUUUUAACGAUCACUCAAGUCUAUAUAGACAUCAUCAAAUUCAUAUUGCAGGGGAAAAUUACAACUGUAAUGAAUGUGCCAAAGCCUUUACAUCAUGCUCAAAACUUACUCAACAUCAGAGAAUUCAUACUGGAGAGAAACCUUUCCAGUGUCAACAAUGUGGCAAGAGUUUUAACCACAGCUCAACACUUACUCGACAUCACAGAAUUCAUACUGGAGAGAAACCUUACCAAUGUCAAAAAUGUGGCAAGGCCUUUAAAUGCCCUUCAUACCUUUCUCAACAUCAUAGAAUUCAUACUGGGAAGAAACCUUAUCAAUGCCAGGAAUGUGGCAAGGCCUUUACCUUUAGGUCUAAUCUUUCUCAGCAUCACAAAAUUCAUACCGCAGAGAAACCUUACCAAUGUCAAGAAUGUGGCAAGGCCUUUAACGGAAGGUCAGAGUUAACAACUCUUAUUGCACAUCACAGAACUCAUACAGGAGAAAAACCUUACCCAUGUCAAAAAUGUGGCAAAAGCUUUAAUUGGAGGUCAUCCCUUAUUCAACAUUACAGAACCCAUAGUGCAGAGAAACCUUACCAAUGUCAAGAAUGUGGCAAGGCCUUUAACUGGAGGUCAGGUCUUGCUGAGCAUAACAGAAUUCAUUGUGGAGAAAAAUCUUACCCUUGUGAAGAAUGUGGCAAGCCCUUUAAGGACAGUACAACUCUUAUUGAACAUUAUAUAACUCAUACUGGAGGGAAACCUUACCGAUGUCAAAAAUGUGGCAAAAGAUUUAAUUGGAGAUCAUCCCUUAUUCAACAUUACAGAUCUCAUACUGGAGAAAAACCUUACCAAUGUCAAAAAUGUGGCAAGAGCUUUAGCCAGAGGUCACAUCUUACUAAACAUCGCAGAAUUCAUACUGGUGAGAAACCUUACCAAUGUCAAAAAUGUGGCAAAAGCUUUAACUGGAGCUCAUCUCUUACUCAACAUCAUAGAACUCAUACUGGAGAGAAACCUUACCAAUGUCAAGAAUGUGGUAAGGCCUAUGCCAUCCCUUCACAACUUACUAAACAUCACAGAAUAACUCACACUGGAGAGAAACCUUACCAAUGUCAGGAAUGCGGAAAGGCCUUUACCUGGAGGUCAGGUCUUACUCAGCAUUACCAAAUUCAUUGUGGAGAAUAAUCUUACCAAUGUGAAGAAUGUGGCAAGCCCUUUAGGGACACCUCAACUCUUAAUGAACAUUACAGAACUCAUAUUGGAGAGGAACCUUAGCAAUGUCAGGAAUGUGGCAAGGCCUUUAACUGCCUUUCACACCUUACUCAACAUCAUAGAUUUCAUACU
Molecule: messenger RNA, 1671 nt
Organism: Neogale vison (American mink)
Lineage: Eukaryota; Metazoa; Chordata; Mammalia; Carnivora; Mustelidae
Product: zinc finger protein 420-like
Exons: 3
Coding region: 223-1512 (429 amino acids)
Biological process (GO): regulation of transcription by RNA polymerase II; central nervous system development
Cellular component (GO): nucleus
Molecular function (GO): RNA polymerase II cis-regulatory region sequence-specific DNA binding; DNA-binding transcription factor activity, RNA polymerase II-specific
Source: RefSeq, a predicted model, not a curated record